AUGCCGGAGAUUGGGAGUCUCAGAGCACUUGCCAACGGCGAGAGCCAGUUCGUUGGCAGCUCCUCUGGUGUCUAUUUUAUCAACACCGUGAGACGAGCGUUUUCCGCACACACCGGCGCAACAGCAGAAGCCGGCCAGCGGACCAAUGACGUGGGCGCAGAGCUUCGCGAUGAUCCAUCACCAGAGGAUUGUAUUGUCGGGGCCGGAGGAGAUGAUGAGACCGGGCAAGACGAGAAUGCGGACAACGCGGGCCCCCAUGAAUCUCACCCACAGUCGCACGAUCACCUCUCCCCGUUUUCUACCGGUUCCGACUUCAUCAAUGAUAUGAGCAAACUCCCAGACUAUUCCACCGCUAGGAGACUCGUGAUGACAUACUUCAGAAUUUGGCACCCUUUGGUUCCUUUCUUGCAAGGCCCCGAAUGCCUCGCCGAGUUAGACGCUCUGUACGACUCUACCGAGCAUGACCGACGCAAUGUUGCGUCUCUCAGUCGUCUAGUCAUCUUCAGGUGCAUCUUCAGCAUUGCGAGACUAGAUAGUGACGUCGCAGUGGACAUAGGAUCUGCAGGGAUCCGAUCAAGCUCCGAUCUACUACCCACCCUGAGCCUCUUGGCUCUACGGAGCGAUGCCUGUUCCAUCCAGGCGCUUCUUAGCGCUCAAGUGUACUUUAUAUCCGUCAUGUCUCUUCGACAUGCAUCAUCCGUCGGUGGUCUAAUUUCAAAGUCCAUAUUCCAGUCCGGCAUGCAUCGCUGCCCCGUUCGAUAUGGCCACCUAUCUCCAGAUGAACGAUCCAUGCGCAAGCGAAUUUUCUGGAGCUUUUAUGUUCUGGACCGAUUUGUGAGCCAGUCUCUAGGCCACCCUAGCGGCAUUCAAGACUCAGAUAUCGAUCCAACCACCCCGAAAGAUGUGCGAAAUCUCAAGACAAAGGAGAGUACGAUUCAGAUUCAUCAACAGAAGUGGAAGAAGGGGAUCAAAACCCGGCCGGAAGUAGCGAAGCAAACGCCAGUUCAGCCAAAGCUGCGGCCAUUCUUCAACACCGUCAAGAGACUCAGAACGUUCUUCAAAACCACGUCCAUACAUGCUCGGGACAUGAACAACCAGACGAUCCUUUUCCUCAAAGCCGAUGUUGCUGCCUGGGGCAACGAUCUCACAGAACCACGGCCCGGUCCAACCCUUAUGAACAUUCCAGAGCUCACUCCAGACCCAACCGUCUUCCCAUUCAUCACCUAUCAUUACACUGUCCUUCUACUCAACAGACCGUCACUGUCAUUGGACUCAAGAUGCGCCGAGUUUCGUGCGGCACUACAAACAUGCAUCAGUGCCGCUAAGGCCAUUGUACCAACCGUCGAGCAGUAUCACCAGACCGGAGGACCGUUGUUUUGGCCCGGCUACAUGUCUGCUGUCUGGAUGAGCGGUCUUGUGCUGGCGCUUUCAGCUCGUGUGAAGUCAUACAGUCUCUCUAGAGCCAAGUCCGGUAUUCGCACUGUCCUCAAGUUGCUGACGGUCAUGGAAAACCGAUGGCGUAUGGCUAAGGACUGCAAAGGAGUUUUGUCUGUGCUGCUGGACAACAUUGAGCAUAGAGCAAAGGGGCAUAAGAGAACUCGCAUCGAAGGGGAUGACACACCGAGCCCACUUCCGACAAAUAGUGAUGGAAGUCCACGGACAACGAAACGGCAAAUGACACAAGCCCCAUCUGCGGGAUUUCGUGGGCGUCUAGAUCGGGCUAAUGGGCGAUCCUCUCGAUCUUCACAUGCGCUCGCACAGAACAGAUCAAGGACGCCAUUGACCCAUUCCGCCCAGCGAAGUGUCAGGUUUCACGACAACCGAAGCGACAACUUCUUUUACAACGUGGAAACCCCGCAACAUAUUGCCAACUCACACCAACAAAUGACCACAUUUUCCCCAGGUUUCAGCACGGGAGAGCCGACCCUCUUUGGAACUUCCCAGGACAUGAGCUUUCAGAACAACACCUCUAACAUGAGCACAUAUUUCUCACAAAUUCCCACGACAUUUCCAGAUCGACAGAGAACCGCCCAGGGCCAAAUGGACCAGUAUGGUGACACGGAUAACUUUUUCGACAUGUUCGACGGAGCAACAUGGGGAUCUCUUAUAGAUAUUGUAAAUGAUGCUGGGACUGGGAUGUAA
This is a messenger RNA of Colletotrichum gloeosporioides, 2142 nucleotides long. RefSeq lists its product as uncharacterized. Bases 1 to 2142 code for a protein of 713 amino acids. Gene Ontology annotation, biological process: DNA-templated transcription. The transcript has 4 exons. The record is from RefSeq and is a predicted model, not a curated record. NCBI's taxonomy places the organism in Eukaryota, Fungi, Ascomycota, Sordariomycetes, Glomerellales, Glomerellaceae. Gene Ontology annotation, molecular function: DNA binding; zinc ion binding.